Molecule: messenger RNA, 738 nt
Organism: Menidia menidia (Atlantic silverside)
Lineage: Eukaryota; Metazoa; Chordata; Actinopteri; Atheriniformes; Atherinopsidae
Source: the annotation of a GenBank genome assembly
AUGGAGUGUAGCACUCUCCUCCUGCUGACCCUUUUGGGAUCCCUGUUUGUGGAGCCAGGGCUUGGACAGAGAGGAGACGUGGACAUCAAUCAGUGGAUGCAAGAUAAAGAGAAGUUGAUCAAGAAUUUGGAGGACCAGCUGAAAAAUCUACAGCAAUGCAAAGAUGAAGUUAAAGACUUAGGCACCCGUCUCAGCACAGCUGUCGACGAGCUGGAGAGGCAGAAAGCCGAAACGGAGAAGCUGAAGCAGCAAAAUGAAGUCCUGAAAACCAGGCUGGACGCCACAGAGACGGAAAUCGGCAAGCUGAAACAGAAUGGAGGUCAAACUGCUCCUCAGAUCGCAUUCUCUGCCUCUUUGGUAAAUUUGGGUGAGAUUUACAGCGGACCCUGCACAGACAAGACCCUGAUUUUCAAAAGGGUCUUCUCAAAUGCUGGCAACGCUUACAACAUGAAUACAGGGAUCUUCACAGCACCAGUCAACGGACUCUACCAUUUUACCUUCAGCACCUAUGGCUACAACACCCACGCAAUGGGCGCCAUCUUAAUGAAGAAUAAUGCCCGUCAAGUUUCAGCCUAUGACAGCCCUUCAUCAGACGGUUCUGACAGCAGCAGCAACGCCGCCGUCCUGCAGCUGGCUGCUGGCGAUAAGGUGUACCUGGAACUGUGGGACAACGGCAGGGUGUUUGAUAACCUGAAUGGACACACAACCUUCAGUGGUUUUCUCCUCUUCCCUGUGUAG